This is a messenger RNA of Bufo gargarizans (Asiatic toad), 918 nucleotides long. Its product is annotated as protein kinase C delta type-like. The transcript has 6 exons. The coding region runs from base 258 to 701 and encodes 147 amino acids. Gene Ontology annotation, biological process: protein phosphorylation. NCBI's taxonomy places the organism in Eukaryota, Metazoa, Chordata, Amphibia, Anura, Bufonidae. Gene Ontology annotation, molecular function: protein serine/threonine kinase activity; ATP binding. The record is from RefSeq and is a predicted model, not a curated record.
AAGAGCCCUGCUUGCUGAAGGUGAUGAUGAGUCUGUGAUGGUGGAGCGACGAGUUUUCCAGCUGGCAUCUGGGAGUCCUUUCCUUGUCCACGCAGACUUUGCAUUUCAGACCAAGAUUCUAUGCCGCUGAACUCGUCUGUGGAAUCCAAUUCCUGCACUCAAAGGGCGUCAUCCACAGAGACCUGAAGCCCGAGAACAUCUUGGUGGCUGAAACGGGCCAUAUAAAGAUCACCGAUUUCGGUCUUGCACUUGUCAACAUGCAUGGAGACCGAACAGCCACCUCAUACGCUGGAACAAUCGGUUACAUAGCUCCUGAGAUGCUGGCUAGGAAGGAGUAUAACGCCGGAGUAGACUGGUAUUCUUUCGGUGUCAUCUUGAAAGAAAUGGUUACCAGUGAUUGUGCGUACCAUCAGACAAUCGAUGAUGCAUCCUCCGGCAUUAAGAACAUCAUUAGAAAGCUCCUUCGGAAAGAUCCUGCCAGACGCUUAGGAGUGAAUGGUAACAUCAGAAAGCACCGAUUCUUCCAGCGUAUGGACUGGGUCUCUGUGGAAGCCCUAGAGUUGCCUCCACCAUACACACCUGAGCCAACUGAACCUCGUCAUCGUCCUAAACCAUUCCAUCUGGACAGACUGGAGGCAGCAGAGGUCAGAACAUCUAUUUCAGCAGCGGACCAGGCCUUGUUCGAGGGAUUUUCUUUUUGACAACUUGGAAACCCUUGAUGAAACACCAGCUCCAUAGUCACCGGAGCAAGCUGCCCCCUGAGCCUCUGGAAGAGGAAGAUAAGUGAAGAAGAGAAGGCCGGACAUCACUGCAGAGAUCUACAAGCAAGUCCUGCAGGAAUGAAGAGGAGGAGAAUGAAGCACCUUGCUGCGUCUGGCCCCACAUUCCAGAAGAAAGAGAAGAACAAAGACAAGGAUC